This is a messenger RNA of Cylindrotheca closterium, 438 nucleotides long. The record is from the annotation of a GenBank genome assembly. NCBI's taxonomy places the organism in Eukaryota, Bacillariophyta, Bacillariophyceae, Bacillariales, Bacillariaceae.
AUGCUCCUCCUGCCCCGUGGAAGAUCACCUCCAUGUCCCACCCUGUUCUGCUCCUACCGCAGCUGUAGAAUGGUCAAACGCCAUCUGGCCCUCCGGACCUGGAUGCAGACUCAGCAGACUGCCCCAGAGAUCGAAGCCUUCCUUUUUGAAUACCUGAAGACAGUCGGUCAGCCUUCCUUGGGCGUGACCACUUCCCAAGCCUGGUCCCGCCAUCCCCACCUCUUCCAAAGUGCCAUCUCUUCACAAGCCAUGCUUGGGGCCCAGGGCCUCCUUGAAGGCCUAGUGCCCUCCAACUGGAGACACCUGCAGGCCCUUCACUUCUCCUACAUUGGCUCCAAGAAGUCCGCCAACCUUUGGGCCUCCCGUCUGAUACCCCGCCCCGAGUGGCAAGAUGCCUCACACUGGUUCAACAGUACUGGACUCACCUCCGUAUGGUAA